UGGCGUCGGGGGUCUUUCGCGCCUCGCUUGGGGUCACCGCGCAAGGACGGGCGCGGGCGGGGUACUUGACAGCCACCAGCUGGAGCCAGUCCUCGCGUACCAGCCCGCACUGGCACCUCAUCCCUCAGAACCAGCUGGCUUUUAGCCGUCACGGUCGGAAGUCCCCGAUUCGCAGCCUCCAGGACUGCAGCUCGAGAGGAAAGCCCUCCUUGGCCCAUCUCUCUCCCCCAUAGUCACGCUCUGUCCUGUGAGGUGCAGCAUUUAAGUCAACCCUUGCUCACACACCACUUCCACCCACGUCUGCGUUAACUUUGUUCUUAACUUCCUUGAGAUCCCGUCCCCUCUGCCUCCAGAAGAGGCUCCCCGCCCCGCCCCAGUUCCUGUAAAAAUUGAGUUUCAGAUAUCCUGCAGAAAGCUUACUUUUAAGGCUGAGCACCCAUUUAAUAUCCAGAACAAGUUCAUGCUUACUAGAGAGUUUGUGGGCAAAGUGAAACCCAGUGCACACAGAAAACCAUGGCUGAGCAUGGGGCUCACAUCACAACUGCUGCUGUGGUGGAUGACCAGCCGUCCAUCUUUGAGGUGGUAGCACAGGACAGUUUAAUGACAGCAGUGAGGCCUGCUCUUCAGCAUGUGGUCAAGGUUCUUGCAGAAUCAAAUCCUGCCCAUUAUGGCUUCUUUUGGAGGUGGUUUGAUGAAAUCUUUACCCUGCUAGAUCUUCUGCUCCAGCAGCAUUAUCUGUCUAAAACCAGUGCUUCAUUUUCUGAAAACUUUUAUGGUUUAAAACGGAUUGUAACCGGGGACACACACAAUUUUCAGAGACUGGCCAGUGCUGGUCUCCCAAAAAAGCAGCUUUGGAAGUCAAUUAUGUUCCUGGUUCUUCUUCCAUAUCUGAAAGUGAAGCUGGAGAAGCUGGUUUCUAGCCUUAGAGAAGAGGAUGAAUAUUCUAUCCAUCCCCCUUCUUCCCGCUGGAAACAAUUUUACAGAGCCUUCCUGGCAGCCUACCCAUUUGUUAACAUGGCCUGGGAAGGCUGGUUUCUUGUACAACAACUUCGAUACAUCCUAGGAAAAGCUCAGCAUCACUCACCACUUCUAAGUCUGGCUGGAGUUCGGCUAGGUCGACUUACAGCUCAGGAUAUACAAGCUCUGGAACACAAACCAGCUGAAGCCAGCAUGAUGCAGAAAUCAGCCAGGAGUGUUACUGAGAAGAUAAAGUCAACUCUGAAAAAAGCUAUGGGGGGCAUUGCCUUAUCCCUCUCUACUGGCCUUUCUGUUGGUGUAUUCUUCCUGCAGUUCCUUGAGUGGUGGUACUCAUCUGAAAAUCAGGAAACCAUCAAAUCACUGACUGCCCUGCCUACUCCACCACCACCUGUACACCUAGACUACAAUUCUGACUCUCCCCUGUUACCCAAAAUGAAGACUGUGUGCCCACUGUGUCGUAAAACCAGGGUGAAUGAUACUGUUCUUGCCACUUCUGGCUAUGUGUUUUGCUAUCGCUGUGUGUUUAAUUAUGUGAGGAGUCACCAAGCUUGUCCUGUCACAGGUUAUCCAACAGAAGUACAACAUCUAAUUAAACUGUAUUCUCCUGAGAACUGAAAGGGAUUAGCAUUUUAUCUCAAAACAAAAUUAUUGCACUGUAAGGCUACAGGUUUACUAUAAAGGUUGGUUUUCAGCAUGGUACACAGCAUCGUUUGAUACCUCUUUGCCUCAAUUAAUGUUUAUAUUAAUUUUAAACAACUACAUGGGUUUCCUUAAAAGGAUGUACCCAUUAAUCUUAACUUCUAGCCUGCUCUCUAGACCUUCAACUUAAAGUUAACCAAGCUGGUUAGAAUAAGAGAAUAGGGAUUGGCAGAGCACAUGAGGGUCAGUGUAGAAGUGGAUAAGAGGGGAUAAUCAGUACAGAAGCCUUUCCUUAAAGAACAAAGAGGUGUAGAAGUUCUCAGGAAAAACCCAAGUUAGACUUCAUAAAGUGAGUUGUGAAGGGGAAGCAGGCCUUUACUUUAGAAAAGUGUUUAUCUAUUUAUGAAGAAGAGGUUUACCAGUUUGCAAACAAUGUGAAAAGUGGGCUUGCUCUUUAUAGAAACACUUUAGAAAAAUAAUAGCUCCUUCUAUAUACUGUGACCCAUUUGUUAUGUAACAUCUGCUAUAAUUUAUCAACUUUUA
This is a messenger RNA of Molossus molossus (Pallas's mastiff bat), 2160 nucleotides long. It is a transcript of the gene PEX12, whose product is annotated as peroxisomal biogenesis factor 12. NCBI's taxonomy places the organism in Eukaryota, Metazoa, Chordata, Mammalia, Chiroptera, Molossidae. Gene Ontology annotation, cellular component: peroxisomal importomer complex; peroxisomal membrane. The coding region runs from base 514 to 1593 and encodes 359 amino acids. The transcript has 3 exons. Gene Ontology annotation, molecular function: zinc ion binding; protein binding; ubiquitin-protein transferase activity. The record is from RefSeq and is a predicted model, not a curated record. Gene Ontology annotation, biological process: protein monoubiquitination; protein import into peroxisome matrix.